This is a messenger RNA of Populus euphratica (Euphrates poplar), 1786 nucleotides long. RefSeq names its product Exostosin family protein. Lineage: Eukaryota; Viridiplantae; Streptophyta; Magnoliopsida; Malpighiales; Salicaceae. The transcript is spliced from 4 exons. The record is from RefSeq and is a predicted model, not a curated record. Bases 219 to 1691 code for a protein of 490 amino acids. Gene Ontology annotation, molecular function: glycosyltransferase activity.
CAUUCACUCUCACUCUGUAAGACACCAAAUCCCAAACAAACUUCUCUGAGUGCACCCCGCAUUUUGAUUUCCUUCUCUCUCUCUCUCUGUCUCUCUUCCUUUCCACAAACCGUUUUCUCCCUCACGUUUUCUCUCUCUGUUUUUCUAUGUACUGCUAUCUAUCAGAUAUGAGGAGGUGAGGAGAGAAAUAGAGGAAUCAACUCUCAUGCUGAUUAAAAAUGGAAACCAUUUCAUCUGCGUUGGUUUCUUUACUGCUAUUCCUUCCCGUUUUGCUCCUGUUUGGUUGCAUAAAUAAAAAUAUCUUCUCUGUUAAUUCUGCUCCUAAAUUUGAAUACACAACAGUUUUCUCAGUUCCAAUCGUUGAGUUACAAACAAAAGCAAUAUCAAUCAGUACCAGCUCUGAUCAUCAUCACGAUGAUCCAAUCCUCACCGUUUACAAUUCUGCUGCUCCAUCUAACAACACCACCGUACUCAAUGUAACUGAAAAUGUGAAGAAGAAGAAGAAUGUGAAGUUGAGCAAAGAAGAAGAAGAGAUGGAGCACGGACUUGCAAGAGCUCGAGCUACCAUUAGAAAGGCAGCUUCGUUAACUGGAAACAUUUCGAGGAUCGUCGCUGACGGUGAUGAAAACGACGUCGCCGGUGCUAUUUAUCUUAAUGCAAGAGCAUUUUAUCAAAGUUACAUGGAGAUGGAGAAGAGAUUCAAGGUCCACGUGUACUCAGAAGGAGAGCUACCAAUUGUCCACGACGGGCCAUGCAAAGACAUAUACACAAUAGAGGGGAGGUUCAUACACGAGAUGGAGCAUGGAGCCAAGAGGUUUAAAACAAGGGAUCCUCUACGAGCUCAUGUUUACUUUAUGCCUUUCAGUGUCGCAUGGAUGGUCAAGUAUCUCUACAAGCCUCUGACCUACGAUCACACUGCAAUGAAACAAUUUGUGGCUGAUUAUGUGAGAGUGGUAUCAAGCAAAUACCCCUUUUGGAAUAGAACUCAAGGAGCCGAUCACUUCAUGCUUUCCUGUCAUGAUUGGGGUCCCCAUGCUUCCCACGGCAAUCCUUUCCUUUACAAUACAUCAAUACGUGUCCUGUGCAAUGCCAAUAGCUCAGAGGGUUUCAGCCCUCGAAAGGACGUGAGCCUUCCUGAAAUUCACCUCUAUGGUGGCAAUGUACCCCCCAAACUCAUCUCACCUCCACCAGCCACCAGCCCACGCCCCUACCUUGCAUUCUUUUCCGGUGGGCUUCAUGGCCCCAUACGCCCCAUCCUCCUAGACCACUGGAAAGGCCGCGACCCUGAUCUUCAAGUCCAUGAGUACCUCCCUAAAGACCUGGACUACUAUUCAUUUAUGCUCCGGUCCAAGUUUUGUCUGUGUCCAAGUGGUCAUGAAGUGGCUAGUCCAAGAAUUGUUGAGGCCAUCUAUGCUGAAUGUGUGCCUGUUAUUUUAUCGGAUCAUUAUGUGCUCCCCUUCAGUGAUGUCUUGAGAUGGGAGGCCUUUGCAAUACAGGUGAAUGUAUCAGAGAUACCAAGAUUGAAGGAGGUAUUGAUUUCUGUUCCAGAAGAGAAAUAUAGGAGGCUUAAGGAGGGUUUAAGAGCUAUUAGGAAGCAUUUUGUGUUGAACCAGCCCGCUAAGAGAUUUGACGUGUUCCACAUGAUUUUACACUCCAUUUGGCUUAGGAGAUUAAAUUUAAGACUUGUUUAGGUAUAUUUUAAUACCCAAUAUACACAUGCUAAUCCUAUACAUAAAAUAGAAAAAAGUUAAAGUGUAAAACAGUACGUUUGAGUUCCCCAUUGACA